Molecule: messenger RNA, 1002 nt
Organism: Zootermopsis nevadensis
Lineage: Eukaryota; Metazoa; Arthropoda; Insecta; Blattodea; Termopsidae
Gene: IFT43
Product: intraflagellar transport 43
Biological process (GO): intraciliary retrograde transport
Cellular component (GO): intraciliary transport particle A; cilium
Source: RefSeq, a predicted model, not a curated record
UUACCAUAUUACAAAGUUACGUUCUGUUAAGAAUUUCGAAAGUAUCGGGAAGAAGUAUUUAAGUAAAAUAUGUGUCAUAACAGGUCCUUUUAUUACAACUACUUUUUUCAGUAAGGAGCAGCACUUGCCAGCUUUGAGUUUUAUAUAUUUGCCUAACUGGCAUACAAUUUUGAUUGUCAUCCGCUUUGUGUGUUGUCAUGGUUACUUGAAAUGCAUAGUUUACUUUAUAAAACCCGUUAUAUGAUAUUUUGAUUAUGGAAUGGGGACUUGAUUUUUCUCCUGGGCGGAAGGUACAAGUGGCCCCACCACGGAGAGGCAGAAGAGCUGGCAUUUCAGAUAACACAAGCCCUACUGCAUUUCCCCUUACUCCAGAACGAGAUGAUAUUGGUUCAACAUAUGACAUCAUGGACAGUCCGGUAUCAAACUCUGCACAUUCAUCAGGGUUUCUGAAUAGUCCCCCAAAGGGAUUGGACUCUGGUGCACCUGUCGCUCCCCCUAGAUCACGGAAAACUGGAGGCUGGGCUGACGAAGCCAUUAAGUCAGGAAAAAGACGAAGUGCCGUAAACUUAAUUGAACAGGAGAGAUUCAGGGAACCAGACCAAACUAAAGGUGACUCUGAUGAUGAUAUCCCGAUUAUUCCAGAUUUAGAUGACACGCAAGAUGAAGACAUGGCAUCUCAAAUAGCUCAUGCUCCUUCUUCUGUUGUGAACCGAGUUGAUACAUACAAGGAGUUGAACUCGGAUCUCUUCAAACACGCGACAUUUGCGACUCUGGACGAUGUCAGUUUACGCCUCCUUACUAACUGCCUAAAUCUUGAAUCAGAAAUUGAGGAGGAUGACACAACAUGGACAUGGGAUCUCCUGUUUACAAGUGUGGCGUCUGAUCUGCAUUACGAGUUGGAAAAUCAAACACAAAGUAAUUUGGAUAAAGAUGUGGCAUCAUCACCAUGAAAAAUCUCUGUACUGAAACUUGUCUUAAUAAAAUUUUUUGAUGUAACUUAAA